AUUUCAGUCCCACCUGAGCUCACUACGCAUCCUAUAAAUCAGACAGAGAUAGAGGGAGGAAACGUGACUUUCGCUUGUAAUGUGACAGGAAAUCCUGAACCUAUUAUCUUAUGGAUCAAAGACGGAGCUGUUGUUAACACUACUCUAAGGAUCAUCUAUUCAUCCGAUAAUAAGCAGUUAUUGAUAACGAACGUGAGCAGAAGAGACAGCGGAGAAUACGUCUGUAUAACUGAAAACAUUGUUGGAUAUGGGGGGUCCAGUUCUGCUUCACUUAAUGUAUAUUGUAAGAAUAUUUUAUUUUUUCUUGUUGUUGUAAUUGUUAAUAAAUUAAAGGCAGACUAGGCACUCGAUACAUUGGAAACUCAGUAUUCAUCACUUUCUUUAAAUAGGAAAUGGGGAACUAUGAACAGCAAUACCUGUCCUUUUACAUGCUUAGAUUACAAACACUGUAACCCACCCUUUAAAAUUUGCGUCAUUGGUUUUCUCUGUUACAAUAAUUUGGAAUAAAGGGAUGUACAUCACAAUGAAAUAAACUCACAAUAUUUAACAGAAACGAUGAAAACGGACAUGUACGUGAGUAAUAAACGUUACAAUCCGUGAACCAAAUAACGUCAAAAUAAUAAUAGUAGGGAUGUUUAAUUACGCAGCGAGUCAAGAUUUCCGAGUCAGUAAAUAGACGACAGCCCGAUCUGCAUUUGUCUUAAGUCUAGAUUUACGUCUACGCUCGGAUAACUCCUUCUCUUUUCAACAAAAAGUUUAAAACACUUUUUUUUUGUUUUAACUGUAGAUCCAGCUGAAAUCACUGCGCAUCCUCAAAAUACCACACAGAUAGAGGGAGGAAACGUAACUUUUACUUGUGAAGCGACAGCAAAUCCUGCACCAACAUUCUCAUGGAUAAAAGACGGAUCUCUUGCGAAUGCGACUUCAACAAUUAUUUUUUCAUCAGAUAACAAGCAGUUAACGAUAAUCAACGUCUCCAGAGGAGACAGUGGACACUACACCUGUAGGGCUACUAACGAUGUAAAGACAGUUCAGUCCCAUUCUGCAACACUUGAUGUACAAUGUAAGGAAACUUAUUAACGAAUUAUUGAAAUUUUCGUCGUUUUUUGCCAGAACAAUUGUCAUUUUAUAAAGAAAAGUGAGAAUGACGGGAUGUGCAUGUAAGCGUUUUAUUGAUCUUAGUUUUUCUUUUUUUUUCUUUUUCUCGAACAUUAAAAUUACUCAGCUGCCUCGUUUGUAAAAAUUUAAUUUAUGUCUACCAAUUUUAAUAUGCCAUCAAACAACUUUCACAUUAACAUAAGGACCUUUCAAGCAAUUUAUACACCUAAGCGAGACUCGUUCUCCAAGAUUCGAUUUAGAUUAUUUUAUAUAGGCUAGUUUACUGUUCGUUUUUUUUUUGUUCACCAGAGCAUAUAUAAGUUAAUUCGUUCUUUUGAUGUUGGAAGAACAAGAAAAUAUAUAUAUAUAUAUUUUCAAGUUAUAUUAAGACAAUCUGCACUAAUGCGUAUUUCUGUAUCCACAGAUAGUCCUGAAUUCAUCCAGCAUCCAAACAAUCAGACACUGACAGAAGGAGAAAACGCCACCUUCACCUGUGAUACGUCUGGAAAUCCUUCACCCACAUUGUUAUGGACAAAAGACGGAUCUGUUGUUAACUUGACGUCAAGAAUCAGUUUAUCAUUAGAUAACACGCUCUUGGUCAUAACAAAUGUGAACAGAGGAGACAGUGGCCAAUACAUUUGUGUGUCUGCCAACGAUGUUGGGACAGUUCAGUCCAGCAUGGCAACGCUAAAUGUGCAAUGUAAGAAUACCCUUACGAUUAUUCAACUUCACUGACAGUAGAGUUCCUGUUCAAAUAGCACUCAAAACGAGUUCUUGAAAUGUCUGACUUUAUUUGUAUCUGUUCGGUCAUCCUAGGGGAACUUGAGUCUUUUCGAAAAAACAAGGGCACGAGAAAAGAGAGGAAAAGAGUGACGUCGCGUUACCAUGGUAGCAUUAUUUCUGGAUGAAAACGAAACCAACGACGACGGGGACGACAAGGAGAACGGCAAAAAAUAAUAUGUUUUUAAUAACAAAACAACACCUUUGCACGUGCCUCACGCUCUUUUUCACAUUUAUUUCCCAUCGUUGCACCACUACGACAUGAAAAAAAAAAAAAAAAAAUGCUAAUUUUCCGCACUCGCUUUAUGGAGUCAGCCGCAAACACAAGACAGAAAUUGUCUUUUUCUUCUUUUUGUAAACUUAGAUAUGGUCCUUUCGGAUUCAACCCCAGAAAAUUUCGCCAACAUUUGACAAAUUAAAUAAAAUUGAAUAAGAUCGAUGAAGUUUGAAGCAGUACGAAUUUUACUUUUUAAGUGACGUUUCCGGUUUGUUGUCAUACAAAAUUUAUGCCACAAUGGCAACGUGACGUAAGCACUUCUCCUCCCGAUUGUAUUUCCAAAAACGUUUGAUCAAUUUGACGUAUUACGAAUUAAAGUGAGACAUUUUCACUCACCAUUGUACUGUUAAAUCCGAAAAUUAUAGGUUUCCUUUCGUUUCUUUUUUCUUCGGGAAAAUUAGCCUGACUUGGGAAGUGAAAUGUGAAAAUUAAACUCCAGGGCCCGGUUCCUCGAAAGAUGAUUAAGUUAAAUCCAGGAUUUAGCCAAAUUUCAAGCAAGGUUUUCUCGUCCCUAAGAACAUGCAACUCGAGAUUACAAAAUACUGUUGAACCUUUACUACGAGAAAACAAAAAAUGUUACCCUAAGCAAUGAAUAGGAAUGUAAAAUGCAAAAAAAGGAAGCAAAAUUUUAAUCUUGGAUUAACGGUAAUCGGCAUUUCAGGAACCAGGCCCUAAUGAGUUCAGAAAAUCGUAGGGGAAUUCAUCAGAUAAGCUUCGAAAAUUGUACACGAAUAGAACGGUCACCUACAAAUUUUUAACCGUCCUCAAGUGCAGAAAAUUAUAUUAAUGUGCAAAAUUUGCUUCUCCGAACAGUCAUUGGGUGUCAUUGCUGACUAUAUACCCCUUCCACUAUCAGUAUGGGAAGUUUUACAUUUUUUUGUUAGUUAAAGAUUAUUUAGUAUGCCUUUUAAUAUGCCCUUCAUCGCGGAUUACAUAUAUUGAAAUGCAUACGGCCAGAGAUGUAAACAAUCAACGAUGUGAUCGGUCACAGGCUGUAGCUGCUAACGGCAAAAUUGUUUUAUACUUUCAGUUUUGAGGCAGCCACAAAGCUAAUUCCCAUAAAAGGUGUCGCUUCAGCAUGCAUGCUUCGAGCUGCUUUUUAUAUAGCGCAUUACAGGAUCAUGACUUAAUGCUUUCUUGAGAGCCACACCGUUUGCGUUAACCAAUUCUGAACUUUCUAAUUUGCCACAGUUGGCCUAAAAAUUGCAACUUAGCUUUUAACUGCUUGAUACACUGUAUUUAACCUGCCCUAAAUUGUGGCCUCGAGUUACAAUGAAAGUUCAAGUUCUUUGGCUGUACUUGAUUACCUGCACAUACGUCACGACGACACAAGGAGGUAACAAGUCGAGUUUACUUUAAUAUUGUUUGCGGUAGUAUUGCUAAGUGCGCAACGUAAGGAAUCAACUUUAUUUAUUAGGACUGAGGGCUUAGUUAAUAUCAAAAAAGGUGCUAGGUUUGAAUCGAUAAAAACAAACCAGGUAAACGACUAUAUUCAUCUUAAAAUAGAUCUGGGGUUUUAUCGAAUGUUCGAAAGUGCGGUCUACAUUAUUUACACUAGGAUUUGCUCCCCUCUUCAUAUAUAUUCCGCAUACUUCGGUUAGUCUAAGCUAGCCUUCUCGAGGAAAAGAACUCGCUUUUUGCUCGACAGCAGUCUCCUCGAAAAGUCAAAGCAUCUUUUUUUUAUCUCCUCUAGCCCAUAUUUCGGCUUCAUUCAGCAACUCAGCAGGGUGAUGAAGGCGGAGUGCAGCCGAAAUAUGAGUUUCACCAAGCUCUUUCUCUCUUGGUUUCACCGAGUUGAAACAAAAUAAUAAGUUUCCAUGUCAAAGUCCUGAAAGCCUCAAUUCUUGUGGUUUUCGUUAACUUCCAGAGGAUGAUGUGAAAUGCUAAUAAUAACAAUAAUAAUAAUAAUAAUAAUAAUAAUAAUAAUGGUUUUCUUAGCAAAUUUAAACAAAUAUUGGCUCGUCUAUGCUACAGCUGUAAGUUAGAAGGUAGGAAAUACAUAGGAGAGCACAAUUUAUAAUAUUUAAUUAUGAAAUACUCUAUAAAAAGAGCGUACUUUUAUUGAGCGUUGGGUCGCGCCUUUGUUGUGCGUAUGUCGAUCCUAAGGUCUUUUGUGGCAGUCUGUUGCUCGUUUUACAAGUUGUUUGGUGUGACUUUUUGCAUUGUUCUUUUGGUUGCUUUUCAAGAAGACAGAGAAAAUUGAUCAUGAAGGAGCCCCGCCUUUGCAUGUCCAAUCUUUCCCACGGGCCUAUUGCAACUUGAAGCCAAUCUAGCGAUCCCAAAGACUCUAUUUGGGCACCACCAUGAUUAAACAGAGGUCUAAACAGUUUUUGUCAGACUUCAUUCUACUAUGACUCGGACAAAUAAAGAGCCCCGACGAGCUGUUCUGCAUACAAAAAUUCAUUCAAUGAUAUUUACCUAUAUUCCUACUGAUACGGUGUCUGUUCAAGCAUGUACUAACUGUUGCAGAAACUUGUAUUAAUAUCUGCCUUGCCACUAAUUCAAAAUGUUCCAGCCGAUACAGCUGUGAAUUCCGAGAGUCUAUAGGAGACAGUGUAGCCGAGCGGUUAGAGUUCUGGAAUUGUAAUCUAGAGGCCCCGAGUUUAAUCCACUCCCUAACCGCUUGCAGUAAUUGUCCUUGUUUGCCCCGAGUUCAAAUCCUAAUACAGUCACACUGGUAAAUAGCCAAGUGGUUUGCUCCCGAAAAUUUGGGAUUCUUAACCUCCCUUGCCACAAUGUGAAUAGAUGGUGUACCGCUAAUGGUAUUACUCCUGUAAAGCCAGCUUCUAAGCUUUUAAUGUCAUUUUCUAAAACUCAAUCUUUUUUCUUCUUUUAUUCAUUUGGUUUUAUUUUGCUUUAUGUAGCGGUCCCACGCCCACCAGAGAAUGUGACAGUUAUCACUAAGACGUCACGAGUUGUGAAUAUCUCCUGGACACCUGGCUUCAAUGGCAACAGUGAUAUUCUUAACUACACUGUAGAGAUCAGUACCGAUAAUCAGACAUUUGCAGAGGCUACAUGUCCAGGGCUAUCAAGUAGUGGCUGUGUUGUAUCAAGCUCCUUCCCAAGUGCUUCUCUUGUAGACCUACAUCCUGGAAGGACAUAUUACAUACGGGUGUUUGCUACUAACAAAGUUGGUGUCAGUUCUUUAAGCUCGGUAAUCACCACAACCACUGAUGAAGAAGGUAAAAGAUUUUUAUAAUAAGUAACAUUUCUCAGCUGCUUCUAAGCUCCAGGCAAAAUUCAAAAUUAGUCACGUUGCGUGUUAUGGCCACUUUUCAGCACUUAAACAGUUCUUUAAAAGGUCUUGGAUUGUAAUAAAUGUACAUAUAUGUCUGAGUAGGAAAUGUAAAGAGCGUAAUGUAAAAAAAGGGAUAAUACCACUGAUCAUGACUGGUUACGUUACUCCAGUAAUUGCAAGAGAGAAUGAUCAUUCUCUCUUGGUAAUUGAUAGCUCUCUUUGACAAUUUUGUGCCGUCUGGUACACUGCAAACUGGGACAUAUGUCCGACCCGACUAAGCAGCACCAUUUUAGACAAACCAGAAAAGAGUCAAUCAUAAUAUAUAUUCUUGACUUUUAAGUACUUUCAACUCCAAAAUGGUGGUGUCUACAUGUAGUAUUUGAUCUGCCCAGCCAUAAUGUCCUCUACCAAUGUCCUACGUAUACCGCAGGUGGGUUUUACGUCCAACGGGAGACUAAAUUUUAGUGGGAUAUACUUUUGUCGGAGGACUACUUGCUAUUUUUAUUAGCUCAUAUAUUGUUAUCUCUUAAUAGAGACUUCCCAGUAACAUUUAACAUUUUAGACACUUCCCAUAACUCUGUACUUGAUAAUGAGCACCCUUGAUCAGACAAAAAAAGACUCAUUUGAGCUUUAUCCUUCACUUACGGGAGCUUAGACUGUACUCAGGUAAAAACGGAACGUAGAAAGCUAUUUUCAGACUGAUUUAGAUCAGGAGCUCAUAACCCGGAGCGAGCAACUCCCAUACUAAGCCUAUAUCACGGUGUUUUUACGGAGCCGUUUAUAUUUAGACCGUUUUAGGGCACUUUUUCCCGCGAAAAUGGGAUCUCCGCCACGUCUAUGAACGCAUUGGAAGUAAAAGACAUCAAAAAGGAAAAAGGUAACGUCAUUAAAAGGGAAAAAUUAUCAUUUUUUAGGCCUGUAGGUUUUGCUGACUGGUUUGUGGGACUUUGAAGAUAUUCUAAAUUCUCGCCAAAAACCUUCUAAAAAUAAACUUGUCCGUGAAAACGCCAUGACACGAGUACAUAGAAGUUGCUCGCUCCAGGUUAUCGGCUCCUGUUUCAGUGUAUGUGCUAUGGUUUUUGUAAAACUAUAAUGUUAUUGCAGUACCAAAUGCUCCCCCAACUAACGUCAAAGGAAACAAUGUAACCUCUACAAGCAUGUUUGUACAGUGGAAUGAAGUUCCAGCAGACAAUCAAAAUGGUAUUGUAGUGAAUUAUACAGUCACCUACGCAGAGUUACCUUCUGGUGAUUCCGGAAAGGAGAUAGUGAUUGCUCCAAGAACAAAUGCUACAUUGACAGGAUUGCAAAAAUUUACCAACUACAGCAUCACAGUGUUUGCAUCUACUUCAAAAGGGGGUGGAAACAAGAGUGAGCCUAUUAUUGUCAUUACAGAUGAAGACCGUAAGUACUGUCAGUUCUGAAAUUACUCAGUCGGUUGUUAUGUACUCAUUUGGAAUCUCUAGGGUCUAAAAUGUUAAUCCACACUUUAAAAAGAAUUUUUAUUCCUUACGAAAUAGGAAAAAAAAUAUUCUGAAACGGAAAACAUGGUUCUCUCUAACUUUGAACUUGUUUAUCAGAGCCUGAUGGAGCACCACAGAAUGUGAGAGGACAUAACACCAGUUCAACCAGCAUUUCAGUAUCGUGGGAAGCAGUGCAACCUGAUCUUCAGAAUGGUAUCAUUACUGGUUACAAUAUAACGUACCNACAGUCACCUACGCAGAGUUACCUUCUGGUGAUUCCGGAAAGGAGAUAGUGAUUGCUCCAAGAACAAAUGCUACAUUGACAGGAUUGCAAAAAUUUACCAACUACAGCAUCACAGUGUUUGCAUCUACUUCAAAAGGGGGUGGAAACAAGAGUGAGCCUAUUAUUGUCAUUACAGAUGAAGACCGUAAGUACUGUCAGUUCUGAAAUUACUCAGUCGGUUGUUAUGUACUCAUUUGGAAUCUCUAGGGUCUAAAAUGUUAAUCCACACUUUAAAAAGAAUUUUUAUUCCUUACGAAAUAGGAAAAAAAAUAUUCUGAAACGGAAAACAUGGUUCUCUCUAACUUUGAACUUGUUUAUCAGAGCCUGAUGGAGCACCACAGAAUGUGAGAGGACAUAACACCAGUUCAACCAGCAUUUCAGUAUCGUGGGAAGCAGUGCAACCUGAUCUUCAGAAUGGUAUCAUUACUGGUUACAAUAUAACGUACCAGUCACUGACAGAGAAUGACAAUGGAUUUGUACUAACUGGUCCUGAUAAUCGUCAGGCUAACUUAACAGCGCUGAAGGUGUUUGUUGAGUACAAUGUUUCAGUGGUUGCAUUUACAGUAAAAGGAGACGGACCGCCUUCUGUUAUUGUUGUUAGAACAGACCAAGAUAGUAAGUUAAAUUAUUCUUUAAAAAAAAAAAAAAUAUUCGUUCUGUACAAAAAAAAUACCAAAUGGCACUAAUAAAUGAAUUUUUAUUAGUAAAAUCCAACUAGUGGUCUAUUAUCAAGGCAGCGUUGUGAUUGGUUGAGCUACUACUAGGCUAUAUGUUAUAGCCCACUACUAGCGAAAACCGCCGGCUUUUAAAACCAUAACAAUGGCGGUUGAAUCAUGUUUUGGUAGUCGUAAUUAUUUAGUUGUUUUUUUACAUUUUCUCGAUAUUUUUUUACCAACUAGUUGGAUUUUAUUAAUUAACAAUUAUCAUGGGCUAUUGACUCAGAGCCAGCUCGAAGGCUCAAUGACUCGAGGAAUAACGUUAAAUAGAUGUUCACAAAAAAACCGGCCAAAAACUAUAUAUCACUGGUUAGGGGCUGGGUUACAAGGUCAGGCGGAAUUAAAGCCGUUUUCGUACACUUUCAAGUGAGCGAAAACAGAGAUAGAAGAUAAAGGGCUCCUCAGGUCUGCAAAUAUACUCCAAAUGCCAGAUUUUAUCCAUGGAGUUCGCUAAUUCCUGUCACGUUAUUAGACAAUUAAUCGUCGUGAAACGAGUAAAAGGUUCCUCAAAAUGUUCGGCCAUUUUUGUUUUCACAACCAAGACGACUCAACCGCGUCGCCAGGUCUUCUAGGUAACGGUGCAUCAUUAACCUGCAAGAACGCUGCACUUUGACGUCAUCGGUUCAUUAAACGCAAAUUCCUCCAAAUUAGGCGGUCAGUAGUUGGUAAUGGUCAAUUAUGUGGGUGCUUUUAGCCAAUCAGAAUCUGGAAAAUAUUUUGAAUAAAUAAUAACAUGUCAUUAUGUUACUAUUUUCUUAUACAAUGUAUCUUUAACCUACCGCUAAAGCAUGCAAAAACACUAAAAUUGAUUUAAUUAUCAGAGCCUGACGGUGCACCACAAAAUGUGACAGGACAAAACACCAGUUCAACCAGCAUUUUAGUAACGUGGGAAGAAGUGCAAGCUGAGCUACGGAACGGUAUCAUUACUGGUUACAAUAUAACGUAUCAGUCACUGACAGAGAAUGACAAUGGAAUUGUAGAAGCUGGUCCUAAUGAUCAUCAGGCCAACCUAACAGGACUGAAGGAGUUUGUUGAAUAUAAUAUUUCAGUGGUUGCAUUUACAGUGAAAGGAGAUGGACCGCCUUCUGUUAUCGUUGUUAGAACUGACCAAGAUAGUGAGUCAAAUAAUUCAAAUGUAUUUUCCCUCUAAGUUAUGUUAGCGCACAGUUAUUAUUCCAGUAGAUUCCAAUCGCAAUAAACUCUCGAGCUGAAAUGAUGACGUGAUUUUAUGAACAUCUCCACCCAUUCCUCUGCUUUGCUUAAAUUCAGAAUUUUAGAAAAAUCCACUGAACACUUGUGGACGCGCUAAGAUCAUGCCGAGGAACAAGUUAAAGGCGACGAAAAUAGGCUAAAUUUCUACUGAAAACUUCAAAGCAUUUUUCACAGCAAAGUCUUGAAAUUAAAAUCCAUUAUCUCAUAGUUUAAAUUUACUGGAUAGAAGUAAAUCUAUAUGUUAAAUAAAUGAUAACUAUCAAAAACUGGUCUUUAAUUUGGUAACACUUGCCAAUGAAUUUUCCUCAUAAAUUAGCAAGUCUGUAGUUUUAAAUUGAGCAUCAACUGUAAUCUUUUUUGUCAGAGCCUGAUGGAGCACCACAAAAUGUGAGAGGACAUAACACCAGUUCAACUAGUAUUUCAGUAUCGUGGGAGGAAGUAAAAACUGACCUACAGAAUGGUAUCAUAACUGGUUACAAUAUAUCGUACGAGUCACAGACAGAGAAUGACAAUGGCGUUGUACUAGCUGGUCCUAAUGAUCGUCAGGUCAACCUAACAGGGCUGAAGGAGUUUGUUAAAUACAAUAUUUCAGUGGUUGUAUUUACAGUGAAAGGACAUGGACCGCCUUCUGUUAUUUUUGUUAGAACAGAUCAAGAUAGUAAGUUAAAUUUUUUUUAAAGAAAAAAAAAUAUUCGUUCUGUAAAAAAGAUACCAAAUGGCACUAAUAAAAAAAAUAUAUACUUUUAUUAGUAAAAUGCACCUAGUGGUCUAUUAUCAAUGCUACGUUUUGAUUGGCUGAGCUACUACUAGGCUAUACGUUAUAGCCCACUAGUAGCGUAAAACCGCCGGCUUUUAAAACCAAAACAAUUUAUAACGGCUGAAUCAUGUUUUGGUAGUCUAAAUUGUUUUGUUUUGUUUUGUUUUGUUUUUUUUUCCCGAUAUUUUUUUACCAACUAGUUGGAUUUAACUAAUCAACAAUUGUCAUGGACUAUUGACUCAGAGCCAACGCGAGGGUUCAGAGACUCGAGGAUUAAUUGUUAACUAGAUGUUAACGAAAAUACGACCAAAAACUACGCAUCACUAGUUAGGGGCUGGGUUAGAACACAACGUAAGUCAGGCGGAAUUAAAGCUGUUUUCGUACACUUUCAAGUGAGCAAAAAUAAAGAUAGAAGAUAAAGGGCUGUUCAGGUCCGCAAAUAUGCUCCAAAUACCAGAUUGUAUCCAUCGACUUGUCUAAUUCUUACUAUGUUUUCAGACAAUAAAUCGUCGUGAAACGAGUAAAAUGUUCCUUAAAAUGUUCGGCCAUUUUUAACUCGUGGGUACGCGCGAGCGUACCACGAGUUAUUGCAGGGACUGAGAUAUGCAAACGAGUCACUCGCUCACUCGUAGUAGACGCACUUCGUAAUUAAUCGGGUACGAACUCGAGAGCGCGAAGAUCUAUCGUUUCCAAAGAAGCACGCGCUCGCCGAAGUUCGGUAGCAUCAAAUUCCUCACUGAAAGCGUGCAUCGUGCGCUACAGCACGGUUAGGAUAGAAGUCUUACCAAAUUUAAGACAGGCAGGAAUCUUUCAAAUUAGUACGAUUCAAAAGCUUUUGAUCCGUCCAGGCGUUAAACUUGACGAGAGGAUGAGCAUUUUCUCUUCGACUCCUUCAACUUCGACGCUGGCUUGAUCUCCUACCUUGUAGUAGUGUAGUAGGUUAUGUGUAUGAAUGAAUUUAUGGCGGUCAGUAUAAAAAACCCGGACUGCGGACUACGGACUACGGACUGGGUAUAAAAUACGGACUAUAAAAUACGGACUGGUGAAAUGUAUGGUAAAUAAAGGCACUUCUUUUUCUUCUUCUUCUUAAGGACUCCCCAAGAUCACGGGGGGAAAUGGAUGUGAGUUUGAGCAUUACCUUUAAAAUAACAGCGAAAAUCGAGAUAUGAAAACAUCGGCUAAUGUUUUGCAUCCUACUUCGCGGAGGAUUUGUGUCGGCUUUGUAUCGCUUAUGUUCUUUCAUUGCCAUGAAAUGCGUUUACAUUGUUUUUUACUGUCAGUAGCCUGGUUUCAAUUAGCCUUAAUUUCAUCCGAUUGCUUCGAGUCUUUUUUUCAAUCGGUUAAGUAUGGCUCGAUCGUUUGCCCCGGUCGUUUGCCGGCGGAAGUUCCAUGGAAAAGGCAUUAAAACUGAGACUUUUCGCCAAAUCACGUGACCAUCCUCAAUGGCGUAGUGGCUAUGUGAGGUGGUUUCAGCCCGAAGGUACCGGGUUCAAAUUCUGCUGAGGACCUUCUUUUUCCUUUCUUCCCUUUUUCUUUUCUUUUUUGUUUUGUCUUGUUUGCCUAUUUGUUUUGCUGUUUUUUUUUGUUUUUUUGUUUUUUUUAAAAUAUAUACUUAAAUAACUGUUACUAAAGUGCAAUAAACAGCAAGAAAAGUAUUGUGUUUCCAGAACAAGGAUAGUAUAUUUAUAAUCUGAAUUUCUAUCAUUUCCUAAAAUUCACUGUGGGAAAACCAGAGGUGAUAACUACUUGAUUAUUUUCUAAACAACGUACCCACGAGUUGACGAUAGUCUUUCUUUGAUUGUUUUCACAACCAAAACGACUCAACCGCGUCCCCAGGUCUUCUCGGUAACGGUGCAUCAUUAACCUGCAAGAACGCUGCACUUUGACGUCAUCGGUUCAUUAAACGCAAAUUCCUCCAAAUUAGGAGACCAGUAGCUGGUAAUGGUCAAUUAUGCGGGUGCUUUUAGUCAAUUAGAACCGGGGAAAUAUUUUGAAUGAAUAAUAAUAUGUCAUUAUGUUAUUAUUUAAUUAUACAAUGUAUCUUUUAACCUACGGCUAAAGCAGUAACACUAAAAUUGAUUUUAUUAACAGAGCCUGACGGUGCACCACAAAAUGUGACAGGACAAAACACAAGUUCAACCAGCAUUUUAGUAUCAUGGAAAGCAGUGCAAGCUGAGCUACAGAAUGGUAUCAUUACUGGUUACAAUAUAACGUACGAGUCACAGACAGAGAAUGACAAUGGCGUUGUACUAGCUGGUUCUAAUGAUCGUCAAGCCAACCUAACAGGACUGAAGGAGUUUGUUAAAUACAAUAUUUCGGUGGUUGCAUUUACAGUGAAAGGAGAUGGACCGCCUUCUGUUAUUGUUGUUAGAACAGACCAAGAUAGUAAGUUAAAUUAUUCUUUAAAGAAAAAAAUAUUUCCUCUGUAAAAAAAGAUACCAAAUGGCACUAAUAAAUAUAUUUUUAUUAGUAAAAUCCAACUAGUGGUAUAUUAUCAAUGCUGCGUUCUGAUUGGUUGAGCUGCUACCAGGCUAUAUGUUACAGCCCACUGAUAGCGAAAAGCGGCGGCUUUUAAAACCAAAACAAUGGCGGCUGAAUCAUGUUUUGGUAGUCUAAUUUGUUUUGUUUUGUUUUUUUCUCGGUAUUUUUUUAUCAACUAGUUGGAUUUUACUACUUAAGGUGAUUUCCCAGUAAAAGAACCUAGCAUAGAUUGUAGAUGAAACUUGGUACACUGAUGUAACAAGUCAAGAAGAUGAUAAAAAGGUAAUAAAAAGUGGGGGUCACCGUGCUCUUUUUGACGUCACAAGGCUGACAAAUACGUCUAUUUUGGACCCUUUGACAAAAACCGCGCGCAGUGCAAAACUAGACAAAAAGGAAAGAUUUUUCAAUGAUGCAUUUGGUAUCGCACAGAAUUUGACUUUAAUGUAUUGUUUAUCCACUUACGUACCAGAAAAAUGCCUUUUAUUGCCCUUGUUUGUACUUUACGCUCCAAAGUAGAAUUAAAUUGGACACGCGCUAUUCGACACGUGAUAGAUCAAUCCGUUCAAUUUAGUAAAAUUGCCAAAAAACUGAACAUAGAUUUGUGCCAAUUUUUUUCUCGCCGAAAGGAAGCACUAUUCUUUUUAAAAUCAUGAAAUAAAAAAUGGGGGUCACCGUACUCGUUUUUGCGGUAGAGCUGCAGAAAGUGCGCACCAAAUGCAUUUUCCUUGAUUUUUGAGAGAGGACUGGGGCGAGUUUAAAAAAAAAUGUAUGCGAAAGGGGGAAGAAAUCCGUUUUUACAGGAUUUACAUCGAGAUAUCACAUUUAGGACACAAUGUGAUAAAGAAAGUGUUUAAAUGAAAAUCAAAGUGAGUAAGCACAAGUUAAACCUCCAGUAUCGAGGCUCUCCGAGAGGAAGUCGAACUCAGCAAUACGCGUACUGCUUACGUUAUGCACAUUCCCACCACAUUGAGUCUUACCUCGGCAAGAAACAACCGCAAGCAAAAAUUACAAUAGCGUUUCUCUUCGGUCAACUUCAUUUUAAUAAUGUUACUUCACAUGCUCUUUUCUACGGAGGCCAUCUUGUUAUGCGCAGUAAGAGAUGCGCAGUGCUAAACUAGGGAAUCACCUUAACAAUUAUUAUGGGCUAUUGACUCAGAGCCAACUCGAGGGCUCAGAGACUCCAGGAAUAGCAUACAUAGAUGUGGACAAAAAACAGGCCAAAAACUACAUAGCACUGGUUAGGGGCUGGGUUACAACACAACGUGAGGUAAGGCGGAAUUAGAGACGUUUUCGUGCACUUUCAAGUGCGCGAAAAUAAAGAUAGAAGAUAAAGGGCUCCUCAGGUCUACAAACUUUACUCCAAAUACCAGAUUUUAUCCAUCGAGUUUUCUAAUUCUUGCUACGUUUUUAGACAAUAAAUCGUCGUUAAAUGAGUAAAAUGUUCCUCAAAAUGUUCGGCCAUUUUUUUUUUACAACCAAAACGACUCAACCGCGUCCCCAGUUCUUCUCGGUAACGGUGCCUUAUUAACCUGCAAGAACGCUGCACUUUGACGUCAUCGGUUCAUUAAACGCAAAUUCCUCCAAAUUAGGUGAUAAGUAGCUGGUAAUGGUAAUUAUGCGUGUGCUUUUAGCCAAUCAGAACCGGGGAAAUAUUUUGAAUGAAUAAUAAUAUGUCAUUAUGUUAUUCUUUAAUUAUACAAUGUAUCUUUAACCUACGGCUAAAGCAGUAACACUAAAAUUGGUUUAAUUAUUAGAGCCCGACGGUGCACCACAAAAUGUGACAGGACAAAACACAAGUUCAACCAGCAUUUUAUUUUCGUGGGAAGAAGUGCAAGCUGGGCUACGGAAUGGUAUCAUUACUGGUUACAAUAUAACGUACCAGUCACUGACAGAGAAUGACAAUGGAAUUGUAGAAGCUGGUCCUGAUGAUUAUCAGGCCAACCUUACAGGACUGAAGGAGUUUGUUGAAUAUAAUAUUUCAGUGGUUGCGUUUACCGUGAAAGGAGAUGGACCGCCUUCUGUUAUUGUUGUUAGAACUGACCAAGAUAGUGAGUCAAAUAAUUCAAAUGUAUUUUCCCUCUAAGCUAUGUUAGCGCACAGUUAUCAUUCCAGUAGAUUCCUAUCGCAAUAAACUAUAGAGCUGAAAUAAUGACGUGAUUUUAUGAACAUCUCCACCCAUUCCUCUGCUUUGCUUCAUUUCAGAAUUUGAGAAAGGUCCACUCAACACUUGUGGACGCGCUAAGAUCAUGCCGAGGAACAAGUUAAAGGCGACGAAAAUAGGAUAAAUUUCUACUGAAAACUUCAAAGCAUUUUUCACAGCUUGUCCUCGCACUUUUUCUUUAAAAGCUUAUUGCUUACAAAUCUCCUCAUGAUAAAGAUGUACAUUAAAGGGAUAUGAGCAAAGUCUUGAAGUUAAAAUCUAUUAUCUCAUAGUUUAAAUUUACUGGAUAGAUGAAUCUAUAUGUUGAAUAAAUGAUAACUAUCAAAAACUGGUCUUUAAUUUGGUAACACUUGCCAAUGAAUUUUCCUCAUAAAUUAGCAAGUCUGUAGUUUUAAAUUGAGCAUCAACUGUAAUCUUAUUUUUGUCAGAGCCUGAUGGUGCACCACAAAAUGUGAGAGGACAUAACACCAGUUCAACCAGUAUUUCAGUAUCGUGGAAAGAAGUACAAACUGACCUACAGAAUGGUAUCAUAACUGGUUACAAUAUAUCGUACGAGUCACAGACAGAGAAUGACAAUGGCGUUGUACUAGCUGGUCCCAAUGAUCGUCAGGCCAACCUAACAGGACUGAAGGAGUUUGUUAAAUACAAUAUUUCGGUCGUUGCAUUUACAGUGAAAGGAGAAGGACCACCUUCUGUUAUUGUUGUUAGAACAGACCAAGAUAGUAAGUUAAAUUAUUCUUUAAAGAAAAAAAAUAUUCCUUCUGUACAAAAAGAUACCAAAUGGCACAAAAAAAUACAUUUUUAUUAGUAAAGUCCACAGUCUAGUGGUCUAUUAUCAAUACUACCUUCUGAUUGGUUGAACUACUAGUAGGCUAUAUGUUAUAGAACACUAGUAGCGAAAACCGCCGGCUUUUAAAACCAAAACAAUGGCGGCUGAAUCAUGUUUUGGUAGUCUUAAUUGUUGUGUUUUUAUUUUUCUCGAUAUUUUUUUGCCAACUAAUUGGAUUUUACUAAUUAACAAUUGUCAUGGGCUAUUAAGUCAGAGCCAACUGGACGGCUCAGAGACUCGAGGAAUAAUUGUUAAAUAGAUGUUCACAAAAAACCGACCAAAAACUACAUAUCACUGGUUAUGGGCUGGGUUACAACACAACGUGAGGUAAGGCGGAAUUAGAGACGUUUUCGUGCACUUUCAAGUGAGCGAAAAUAAAGAUAGAAGAUAAAGGGCUCCUCAGGUCUGCAAAUAUACUCCAAAUACCAGAUUUUAUCCAUCGAGUUUUCUAAUUCUUGCUAUGUUUUUAGACAAUAAAUCGUCGUUAAACGAGUAAAAUGUUCCUCAAAAUGUUCGGCCAUUUUUGUUUUCACAACCAAAACGACUCAACCGCGUCGCCAGGUCUUCUCGGUAACGGUGCAUUAUUAACUUGCAAGAACGCUGCACUUUGACGUCAUCGGUUCAUUAAACGCAAAUUCCUCCAAAUUAGGUGAUAAGUAGCUGGUAAUGGUGAUUAUGCGUGUGCUUUUAGCCAAUCAGAACCGGGGAAAUAUUUUGAAUGAAUAAUAAUAUGUCAUUAUGUUAUUCUUUAAUUAUACAAUGUAUCUUUAACCUACGGCUAAAGCAGUAACACUAAAAUUGGUAAUCAUUUCCUAAAAUUCACUGUGGGAAAACCAGAGGUGAUAACUACUUGAUUAUUUUCUAAACAACGUACCCACGAGUUGACGAUAGUCUUUCUUUGAUUGUUUUCACAACCAAAACGACUCAACCGCGUCCCCAGGUCUUCUCGGUAACGGUGCAUCAUUAACCUGCAAGAACGCUGCACUUUGACGUCAUCGGUUCAUUAAACGCAAAUUCCUCCAAAUUAGGAGACCAGUAGCUGGUAAUGGUCAAUUAUGCGGGUGCUUUUAGUCAAUUAGAACCGGGGAAAUAUUUUGAAUGAAUAAUAAUAUGUCAUUAUGUUAUUAUUUAAUUAUACAAUGUAUCUUUUAACCUACGGCUAAAGCAGUAACACUAAAAUUGAUUUUAUUAACAGAGCCUGACGGUGCACCACAAAAUGUGACAGGACAAAACACAAGUUCAACCAGCAUUUUAGUAUCAUGGAAAGCAGUGCAAGCUGAGCUACAGAAUGGUAUCAUUACUGGUUACAAUAUAACGUACGAGUCACAGACAGAGAAUGACAAUGGCGUUGUACUAGCUGGUUCUAAUGAUCGUCAAGCCAACCUAACAGGACUGAAGGAGUUUGUUAAAUACAAUAUUUCGGUGGUUGCAUUUACAGUGAAAGGAGAUGGACCGCCUUCUGUUAUUGUUGUUAGAACAGACCAAGAUAGUAAGUUAAAUUAUUCUUUAAAGAAAAAAAUAUUUCCUCUGUAAAAAAAGAUACCAAAUGGCACUAAUAAAUAUAUUUUUAUUAGUAAAAUCCAACUAGUGGUAUAUUAUCAAUGCUGCGUUCUGAUUGGUUGAGCUGCUACCAGGCUAUAUGUUACAGCCCACUGAUAGCGAAAAGCGGCGGCUUUUAAAACCAAAACAAUGGCGGCUGAAUCAUGUUUUGGUAGUCUAAUUUGUUUUGUUUUGUUUUUUUCUCGGUAUUUUUUUAUCAACUAGUUGGAUUUUACUACUUAAGGUGAUUUCCCAGUAAAAGAACCUAGCAUAGAUUGUAGAUGAAACUUGGUACACUGAUGUAACAAGUCAAGAAGAUGAUAAAAAGGUAAUAAAAAGUGGGGGUCACCGUGCUCUUUUUGACGUCACAAGGCUGACAAAUACGUCUAUUUUGGACCCUUUGACAAAAACCGCGCGCAGUGCAAAACUAGACAAAAAGGAAAGAUUUUUCAAUGAUGCAUUUGGUAUCGCACAGAAUUUGACUUUAAUGUAUUGUUUAUCCACUUACGUACCAGAAAAAUGCCUUUUAUUGCCCUUGUUUGUACUUUACGCUCCAAAGUAGAAUUAAAUUGGACACGCGCUAUUCGACACGUGAUAGAUCAAUCCGUUCAAUUUAGUAAAAUUGCCAAAAAACUGAACAUAGAUUUGUGCCAAUUUUUUUCUCGCCGAAAGGAAGCACUAUUCUUUUUAAAAUCAUGAAAUAAAAAAUGGGGGUCACCGUACUCGUUUUUGCGGUAGAGCUGCAGAAAGUGCGCACCAAAUGCAUUUUCCUUGAUUUUUGAGAGAGGACUGGGGCGAGUUUAAAAAAAAAUGUAUGCGAAAGGGGGAAGAAAUCCGUUUUUACAGGAUUUACAUCGAGAUAUCACAUUUAGGACACAAUGUGAUAAAGAAAGUGUUUAAAUGAAAAUCAAAGUGAGUAAGCACAAGUUAAACCUCCAGUAUCGAGGCUCUCCGAGAGGAAGUCGAACUCAGCAAUACGCGUACUGCUUACGUUAUGCACAUUCCCACCACAUUGAGUCUUACCUCGGCAAGAAACAACCGCAAGCAAAAAUUACAAUAGCGUUUCUCUUCGGUCAACUUCAUUUUAAUAAUGUUACUUCACAUGCUCUUUUCUACGGAGGCCAUCUUGUUAUGCGCAGUAAGAGAUGCGCAGUGCUAAACUAGGGAAUCACCUUAACAAUUAUUAUGGGCUAUUGACUCAGAGCCAACUCGAGGGCUCAGAGACUCCAGGAAUAGCAUACAUAGAUGUGGACAAAAAACAGGCCAAAAACUACAUAGCACUGGUUAGGGGCUGGGUUACAACACAACGUGAGGUAAGGCGGAAUUAGAGACGUUUUCGUGCACUUUCAAGUGCGCGAAAAUAAAGAUAGAAGAUAAAGGGCUCCUCAGGUCUACAAACUUUACUCCAAAUACCAGAUUUUAUCCAUCGAGUUUUCUAAUUCUUGCUACGUUUUUAGACAAUAAAUCGUCGUUAAAUGAGUAAAAUGUUCCUCAAAAUGUUCGGCCAUUUUUUUUUUACAACCAAAACGACUCAACCGCGUCCCCAGUUCUUCUCGGUAACGGUGCCUUAUUAACCUGCAAGAACGCUGCACUUUGACGUCAUCGGUUCAUUAAACGCAAAUUCCUCCAAAUUAGGUGAUAAGUAGCUGGUAAUGGUAAUUAUGCGUGUGCUUUUAGCCAAUCAGAACCGGGGAAAUAUUUUGAAUGAAUAAUAAUAUGUCAUUAUGUUAUUCUUUAAUUAUACAAUGUAUCUUUAACCUACGGCUAAAGCAGUAACACUAAAAUUGGUUUAAUUAUUAGAGCCCGACGGUGCACCACAAAAUGUGACAGGACAAAACACAAGUUCAACCAGCAUUUUAUUUUCGUGGGAAGAAGUGCAAGCUGGGCUACGGAAUGGUAUCAUUACUGGUUACAAUAUAACGUACCAGUCACUGACAGAGAAUGACAAUGGAAUUGUAGAAGCUGGUCCUGAUGAUUAUCAGGCCAACCUUACAGGACUGAAGGAGUUUGUUGAAUAUAAUAUUUCAGUGGUUGCGUUUACCGUGAAAGGAGAUGGACCGCCUUCUGUUAUUGUUGUUAGAACUGACCAAGAUAGUGAGUCAAAUAAUUCAAAUGUAUUUUCCCUCUAAGCUAUGUUAGCGCACAGUUAUCAUUCCAGUAGAUUCCUAUCGCAAUAAACUAUAGAGCUGAAAUAAUGACGUGAUUUUAUGAACAUCUCCACCCAUUCCUCUGCUUUGCUUCAUUUCAGAAUUUGAGAAAGGUCCACUCAACACUUGUGGACGCGCUAAGAUCAUGCCGAGGAACAAGUUAAAGGCGACGAAAAUAGGAUAAAUUUCUACUGAAAACUUCAAAGCAUUUUUCACAGCUUGUCCUCGCACUUUUUCUUUAAAAGCUUAUUGCUUACAAAUCUCCUCAUGAUAAAGAUGUACAUUAAAGGGAUAUGAGCAAAGUCUUGAAGUUAAAAUCUAUUAUCUCAUAGUUUAAAUUUACUGGAUAGAUGAAUCUAUAUGUUGAAUAAAUGAUAACUAUCAAAAACUGGUCUUUAAUUUGGUAACACUUGCCAAUGAAUUUUCCUCAUAAAUUAGCAAGUCUGUAGUUUUAAAUUGAGCAUCAACUGUAAUCUUAUUUUUGUCAGAGCCUGAUGGUGCACCACAAAAUGUGAGAGGACAUAACACCAGUUCAACCAGCAUUUCAGUAUCGUGGAAAGAAGUACAAACUGACCAACAGAAUGGUAUCAUAACUGGUUACAAUAUAUCGUACGAGUCACAGACAGAGAAUGACAAUGGCGUUGUACUAGCUGGUCCUAAUGAUCGUCAGGCUACCCUAACAGGACUGAAGGAGUUUGUUAAAUACAAUAUUUCAGUGGCUGCAUUUACAGUGAAAGGAGAUGGACCGCCUUCUGUUAUUGUUGUUAGAACAGACCAAGAUAGUAAGUUAAAUUUUUUUUUAAAGAAAAAAAAUAUUCGUUCUGUAAAAAAAGAUACCAAAUGGCACUAAUAAACAUGCUUUUAUUAGUAAAAUCCACCUAGUGGUCUAUUAUCAAUGCUACGUUCUGAUUGGCUGAGCUACUACAAGGUUAUAUGUUAUAGCCCACUAGUAACGAAAACCGCCGGCUUUUAAAACCAAAACAAUGGCGGCUGAAUCAUGUUUUGGUAGCCUAAAUUGUUUUGUUUUGUUUUGUUUCUUUUUUUCCUCGAUAUUUUUUUAUCAACUAGGUGGAUUUUACUAAUUAACAAUUGUCAAUCCGAGGGCUCAGAGACUCGAGGAAUAAUUGUUAAAUAGAUGUUCACAAAAAACCGGCCAAAAACUAUAAUUUAUAUCACUGGUUUGGGGUGGGGUUACAACACAACGUGAGGUCAGGCGGAAUUAAAGCCAUUUUCGUACACUUUGAAAUGAGCGAAAAUAAAGAUAGAAGAUAAAGGGCUCCUUAGAUCUGCAAAUAUCCUCCAAAUACCAGAUUUUAUCCAUCGAGUUGUCUACUUCUUGCUAUGUUUUUAGACAAUAAAUCGUCGUGAAACGAGUAAAAUGUUCCUUAGAAUGUUCUAUCAUUUUUGUUUUCACAACCAAAACGACUCAACCGCGUCCCCAGGUCUUCUGGGUAACGGUGCCUCAUUAACCUGCAAGAACGCUGCACUUUGACGUCAUCGGCUCAUUAAACGCAAAUUCCUCCAAAUUAGGUGAUCAUUAGCUGGUAAUGGUCUUUUAUGCGUGUGCUUUUAGCCAAUCAGAACCGGGGAAAUAUUUUGAAUGAAUAAUAAUAUGUCAUUAUGUUAUUCUUUAAUUAUACAAUGUAUCUUUAACCUACGGCUAAAGCAGUAACACUAAAAUUGGUUUAAUUAUUAGAGCCCGACGGUGCACCACAAAAUGUGACAGGACAAAACACAAGUUCAACCAGCAUUUUAUUUUCGUGGGAAGAAGUGCAAGCUGGGCUACGGAAUGGUAUCAUUACUGGUUACAAUAUAACGUACCAGUCACUGACAGAGAAUGACAAUGGAAUUGUAGAAGCUGGUCCUGAUGAUUAUCAGGCCAACCUUACAGGACUGAAGGAGUUUGUUGAAUAUAAUAUUUCAGUGGUUGCGUUUACCGUGAAAGGAGAUGGACCGCCUUCUGUUAUUGUUGUUAGAACUGACCAAGAUAGUGAGUCAAAUAAUUCAAAUGUAUUUUCCCUCUAAGCUAUGUUAGCGCACAGUUAUCAUUCCAGUAGAUUCCUAUCGCAAUAAACUAUAGAGCUGAAAUAAUGACGUGAUUUUAUGAACAUCUCCACCCAUUCCUCUGCUUUGCUUCAUUUCAGAAUUUGAGAAAGGUCCACUCAACACUUGUGGACGCGCUAAGAUCAUGCCGAGGAACAAGUUAAAGGCGACGAAAAUAGGAUAAAUUUCUACUGAAAACUUCAAAGCAUUUUUCACAGCUUGUCCUCGCACUUUUUCUUUAAAAGCUUAUUGCUUACAAAUCUCCUCAUGAUAAAGAUGUACAUUAAAGGGAUAUGAGCAAAGUCUUGAAGUUAAAAUCUAUUAUCUCAUAGUUUAAAUUUACUGGAUAGAUGAAUCUAUAUGUUGAAUAAAUGAUAACUAUCAAAAACUGGUCUUUAAUUUGGUAACACUUGCCAAUGAAUUUUCCUCAUAAAUUAGCAAGUCUGUAGUUUUAAAUUGAGCAUCAACUGUAAUCUUAUUUUUGUCAGAGCCUGAUGGUGCACCACAAAAUGUGAGAGGACAUAACACCAGUUCAACCAGCAUUUCAGUAUCGUGGAAAGAAGUACAAACUGACCAACAGAAUGGUAUCAUAACUGGUUACAAUAUAUCGUACGAGUCACAGACAGAGAAUGACAAUGGCGUUGUACUAGCUGGUCCUAAUGAUCGUCAGGCUACCCUAACAGGACUGAAGGAGUUUGUUAAAUACAAUAUUUCAGUGGCUGCAUUUACAGUGAAAGGAGAUGGACCGCCUUCUGUUAUUGUUGUUAGAACAGACCAAGAUAGUAAGUUAAAUUUUUUUUUAAAGAAAAAAAAUAUUCGUUCUGUAAAAAAAGAUACCAAAUGGCACUAAUAAACAUGCUUUUAUUAGUAAAAUCCACCUAGUGGUCUAUUAUCAAUGCUACGUUCUGAUUGGCUGAGCUACUACAAGGUUAUAUGUUAUAGCCCACUAGUAACGAAAACCGCCGGCUUUUAAAACCAAAACAAUGGCGGCUGAAUCAUGUUUUGGUAGCCUAAAUUGUUUUGUUUUGUUUUGUUUCUUUUUUUCCUCGAUAUUUUUUUAUCAACUAGGUGGAUUUUACUAAUUAACAAUUGUCAAUCCGAGGGCUCAGAGACUCGAGGAAUAAUUGUUAAAUAGAUGUUCACAAAAAACCGGCCAAAAACUAUAAUUUAUAUCACUGGUUUGGGGUGGGGUUACAACACAACGUGAGGUCAGGCGGAAUUAAAGCCAUUUUCGUACACUUUGAAAUGAGCGAAAAUAAAGAUAGAAGAUAAAGGGCUCCUUAGAUCUGCAAAUAUCCUCCAAAUACCAGAUUUUAUCCAUCGAGUUGUCUACUUCUUGCUAUGUUUUUAGACAAUAAAUCGUCGUGAAACGAGUAAAAUGUUCCUUAGAAUGUUCUAUCAUUUUUGUUUUCACAACCAAAACGACUCAACCGCGUCCCCAGGUCUUCUGGGUAACGGUGCCUCAUUAACCUGCAAGAACGCUGCACUUUGACGUCAUCGGCUCAUUAAACGCAAAUUCCUCCAAAUUAGGUGAUCAUUAGCUGGUAAUGGUCUUUUAUGCGUGUGCUUUUAGCCAAUCAGAAUCGGGGAAAUAUUUUGAAUGAAUAAUAAUGUGUCAGUAUGUUUUAUAGCGGAGCCCUCACGCUCGAAGCGCGCCCAGAGGAGCACCAUGGGUAAUAAAAUUUGGCAAGCCCUCCAUCGGACAAAUUUUGGUUAUGACGUCAGCUCACGUCCGUCCGUACGGACUUUCCGGGUAGUGGAAAGUAGAAACGAAUUCCUCCCCUCUCCCUUAGAGAGUUUUGUCCCCUAUUAUUUCAAAAGGCUUAAGAAAUGAUUCCAAAUUAGAAUCUGUCAACUGAGCAAAUGUUUGGUUGAUUUUAGGGGCCGACUACUNCUUGCCAAUGAAUUUUCCUCAUAAAUUAGCAAGUCUGUAGUUUUAAAUUGAGCAUCAACUGUAAUCUUAUUUUUGUCAGAGCCUGAUGGUGCACCACAAAAUGUGAGAGGACAUAACACCAGUUCAACCAGCAUUUCAGUAUCGUGGAAAGAAGUACAAACUGACCAACAGAAUGGUAUCAUAACUGGUUACAAUAUAUCGUACGAGUCACAAACAGAGAAUGACAAUGGCGUUGUACUAGCUGGUCCUAAUGAUCGUCAGGCUACCCUAACAGGACUGAAGGAGUUUGUUAAAUACAAUAUUUCAGUGGCUGCAUUUACAGUGAAAGGAGAUGGACCGCCUUCUGUUAUUGUUGUUAGAACAGACCAAGAUAGUAAGUUAAAUUUUUUUUUAAAGAAAAAAAAUAUUCGUUCUGUAAAAAAAGAUACCAAAUGGCACUAAUAAACAUGCUUUUAUUAGUAAAAUCCACCUAGUGGUCUAUUAUCAAUGCUACGUUCUGAUUGGCUGAGCUACUACAAGGUUAUAUGUUAUAGCCCACUAGUAACGAAAACCGCCGGCUUUUAAAACCAAAACAAUGGCGGCUGAAUCAUGUUUUGGUAGCCUAAAUUGUUUUGUUUUGUUUUGUUUCUUUUUUUCCUCGAUAUUUUUUUAUCAACUAGGUGGAUUUUACUAAUUAACAAUUGUCAAUCCGAGGGCUCAGAGACUCGAGGAAUAAUUGUUAAAUAGAUGUUCACAAAAAACCGGCCAAAAACUAUAAUUUAUAUCACUGGUUUGGGGUGGGGUUACAACACAACGUGAGGUCAGGCGGAAUUAAAGCCAUUUUCGUACACUUUGAAAUGAGCGAAAAUAAAGAUAGAAGAUAAAGGGCUCCUUAGAUCUGCAAAUAUCCUCCAAAUACCAGAUUUUAUCCAUCGAGUUGUCUACUUCUUGCUAUGUUUUUAGACAAUAAAUCGUCGUGAAACGAGUAAAAUGUUCCUUAGAAUGUUCUAUCAUUUUUGUUUUCACAACCAAAACGACUCAACCGCGUCCCCAGGUCUUCUGGGUAACGGUGCCUCAUUAACCUGCAAGAACGCUGCACUUUGACGUCAUCGGCUCAUUAAACGCAAAUUCCUCCAAAUUAGGUGAUCAUUAGCUGGUAAUGGUCUUUUAUGCGUGUGCUUUUAGCCAAUCAGAAUCGGGGAAAUAUUUUGAAUGAAUAAUAAUGUGUCAGUAUGUUUUAUAGCGGAGCCCUCACGCUCGAAGCGCGCCCAGAGGAGCACCAUGGGUAAUAAAAUUUGGCAAGCCCUCCAUCGGACAAAUUUUGGUUAUGACGUCAGCUCACGUCCGUCCGUACGGACUUUCCGGGUAGUGGAAAGUAGAAACGAAUUCCUCCCCUCUCCCUUAGAGAGUUUUGUCCCCUAUUAUUUCAAAAGGCUUAAGAAAUGAUUCCAAAUUAGAAUCUGUCAACUGAGCAAAUGUUUGGUUGAUUUUAGGGGCCGACUACUUGACUUUUGAGCGGUUUAUGGGUGAUUUCAGAAAAAAUAUCCUGCAGACUGAUUUCCAGUGGAGAAAAGCCUGCAAAGAAAUUCCUGGGAAAAACAAUAUCCUGCACUGAAAAAACUAUUACUAAUGACGUAUAAUGCUGAAAAAAUCUUACAAUGUUAUAUGUGGGGGAAAAUUUCUUACUCCAGAGGUUUGGGGAAAAAUUAUUACCUCAAAAUCACCCUUAUCCCGCUCCCCCACAUACGCCCAAUUGUCAUGUCAACCAUUUAGGGAGUGGGGAAGAAAUGAAUUUGACACAUCAGUAAAUGUCGUCCAUCAACAAAAUGGUUGGCGCGCGUUAAUCAAGGGGUGGUUUUCAAGACUAAAGUUUUGCAUGAUUUCAAGAUUGAAAAUACGCCGAUAAAAGACACGAUUGGAAAGAGAAAGUUCAGUGGAAUGCUCAGUUUCCUUUUUGUGGACAAACGAAAGCUUUUCACUAUGAAAUUGUCUUUCGAAGAAUUCAACCUUGUUUCUACACGGCGGAUCGUAGCGGUUGGCUUGUUUUGAGCCAACCAAGGCCGCGAGGAUUCUGAAGAAACUUAAAGUACAUUCUGUACUCUAUGGUCAAGGAACUGAGUGUACGUUUUUAAAAGAGGAUUUUUGUAUUUAUAAAGGUUUCAUGGAUGUUUUCUACAUUUUGACAUCGGCUUGAAAGAACCACAAAAUGUACAUUUGAAAUUGAUUUUAUGCCAGAUGCUCAGCCGAUUUAACUUACGUGAACAGAUCCAUCAUUCAGUUUUAGUUACGUGAAGUGCUUUUUAGGAUUAACUUAUGGGUUUUUGAAUAAAAAUCUUCGAGAAAUUAAGUUAAAUUAAGAAAUUAAGUUAUUUAUCUGUCAUUGUUCAUUAAUAACAUUAGCUCAAAAAACAACCGUGAGAUUUUUAGCUGAAACACUUCAGAAUCGGGCUACUCCCCUUUCUUGAAUUAUGUUAGAGGGUGGUAACCCUAUUGCUAGGCAUCAUGGGGAGGGGCUUGAGAGAGCCACGUUCUGUGAUGGCGUUGAGUUGAGUUACUGUCUUGUUACUGUUAGAGCUCUCACCGAAACAUGGUACCAGGAGUGUGAACAAACGCUGAUUAUUCUGCUGCUAUCGAUCUGCUAUCGAUCUGACUUUCUGUGAUCUUGUUUGUCUGUGAGUGUGGAAUCUCGUCGAUCGCUCAAACAUACUGCCUGGAUCCUCGCGCCAAAAAACCACGAGUUAAACAUGUCGGAAGAAGGAGCCGAAGCUGCGGCCCCAGCUCAAGAUCAAAAUCAAGGUUUCUUUACUGGUAAUAUCAUGAACUUAGAGCUACCCAAGUUCGAUUCCCGCCGGGAGAAUCGGCUAGAAGCAUUGAAAGCCUUUAAAAAGAAAUGUGGUUACAUCUUCAAAGGAAGUCUUGUGAAUAUUUCGAAUGAAAGAAAAUGUAUUCUGGUUCAAGAUUGGCUUGGCCCUGAAUGUCAAAAGAUAUACGACAGCCUGGACUGGUUUGAAGGUGAGGAUGUAAACGACUAUGAUCUGAUGUGGACUAAGUUGGAGCGAGCGGUAAGUCCAGAAUGUAACGAGAUUGUUGCUUCUAAGAAAUUUAAAGAAUGAGUGCAAAAACCUGGAGAGACAAUAACUGCAUUUGUCACUGAUCUGUUGCUGUUAGUGAAAGACUGUAAUUAUGUAGACGAAGAUAGACAAGUGAGAGAUCAGUUUGUUUAUGGUGUCUCUGAUGAAGAACUAAAGAAAAGAUUGCUAGAAAAAGGAAACACUCUCACAAGAGUUGAAGCUAUUACAAUUGGCAAGGCUUAUGAAAGUACAAAGAUUGGAGUCCAAGAGUGCAGUGCAAACCGAACUCCUGCAAAAGAGAGUAUAAAAGCUGUUUCUAAAGAUAAGCCCAAGAAAGUCCUCAUGUGUAAUUACUGUGCAAACAAGAAAGGAGCUCAUAGCUUUUCAGACAAGAAACUCUGCCCCGCCUGGGGAGCAGUCUGCAGAAAAUGCAAGGCCAAAAAUCACUUUCAAGACUCAAAGGAGUGUAAACGCUUACAAAAAGGAAAACAGGAGAAACACUCAGAUCCAAAACAAUCAAAAUCAACCUCAAAACCGUUUGUACUGAGAGUAGAAGAAGAUGGUGAGGAUCACUAUUAUGAAGUUCUUGACAAAAUCUGUGUGCUUAAUCAAAACUGUGAUCACAAGAAAGCUUUUGCAAACCUACUGCUGUCGAAGAAAAGAAUUCCUGUUAGCUUUCAGAUAGACUCUGGUUCAACAUGUAGCAUUCUCCCUGUGAAUGUGUACAAAGACAUCAGUGGAGAUUAUGAUCUCACUGACCUUAACACUGUAGUCAAGCCUGUUCUGUCUCUCUAUGAUGAAGAAACCAAAAUUCAGACCCUGGGAACCAGAAAAGUCUUUGUGCUAAAUCCUGCAACCAGUGAAGAAAGGAUAAUUCAGUUUAGAAUUGUUGACAGAGACCUAACACCUCUGAUCGGUCUAAAUGACUCUGAAACACUCAAACUCAUUGAGCUCUUAAGAGAGAAUAUUGCUGUAGUAGCCCCAGCCAACCCAAGUGUCCCUGUAACUGCCAGUGAAGUGACAGUACCACUCACCUUGGAGACCAUUCUGACUAACUACCCUCAAGUCUUUCAUGACAGUAUAGGAAAGUUUGAGGGCGAACUACAUCUUCACACAAGUAAUGAUGUCACUCCUCACAAAACAGCUCCUAGAGAAAUCCCUCUCUCUGUGAGGAACAACUUUAUUGCUGAAGUAAAAGACCUCCAACAGCGAGGUAUAAUUGAGAAAGUGACUGAGCCUACCGAAUGGGUAAGUGCUCCUACAAUUGUAAACAAACCUUCUGCUAAGAAUGGAAUUAGACUCUGCAUAGACAGCAGACCACUGAACACGGCACUCAAACGAUCUGAGUACCCAAUCCCAACUGUUGACCAUCUGCUUACAGACAUUAGCAAUGCUAAAGUAUUCUCUCUAGCUGAUAUCAAGACUGCUUUUUGGCAUGUACCAUUAGAUGCAGAAAGCUCCUUGCUGACAACCUUCAAUACCCCUCUUGGACGGAUGAAAUGGAAAAGAAUGCCUUUUGGCAUCAGUGUAGCACCUGAAGAAUUUCAAAGAAGAAUUGAUGAGAACCUAGAAGGAUUAGAAGGUGUAAAAGCCAUAGCUGAUGACAUAUUGAUCUGGGGCGAUGGAGAAAACAUUGAAGAAGCAACAGCUAGCCAUGACAAGAGAUUGCUUGCCUUGUUGGAGCGAUGCCAUCAGAAGAAUAUUAAACUUAAUAAGGAGAAGUUCCGGCUGAGGAAGACUGAGUUGUUCUACAUGGGUGUGGUCCUUACAGACAAAGGAGUUAAACCUGACCCCAAGAAACAAGAGUGUAUUCAGUCAAUGCCUGCCCCAACAAACAAAGAUGAAGUCAGAAGACUACUUGGUGUUGUUACCUACCUCUCAAGAUUUUCAGAAGACUUGUCAACCAAGUCAGAACCGAUACGAGCUCUGCUGAAGAACAACACUGCGUUUAUCUGGGAAGAAAAUGAACAGAAAGCUUUUGAUGAAAUUAAGACCCUCAUUCUGAAUGCACCACUGCUAAGAUACUUCAAUGUGGCUGCACAAGUUGAAGUCCAAGUGGACGCAUCAUCAAGUGGUUUAGGAGCCUGCCUCAUGCAAGGCGGCCAACCUAUACAGUAUGCAUCGAGAGCAUUAACAGACACUGAAAAACGCUACAGCCAAAUCGAGGAAGAGAUGCUUAGUUUUGUAUUUGGGCUCACUAGAUUUCAUACCUACACUUAUGGAGGGAAAGUGACAGUCUAUAACGACCACAAACCCCUUGCUGCCGUAUUGAAGAAACCUGUUGAAGAUAAUCCUGUUAGACUUCAGCGAAUGCUAUGUAGAAUCAUGGGAUAAGAUUUCGAAUUCAAGUAUGUAAAAGGCAAAGAGCCCUUUAUUGCUGAUGCCCUGAGCACAUCUCGAACUACUAACCAGCACCGAAGCAGGAUCGAACAAGAGAUUGAAACGACAAGACUUGUUCAUAAAGAACAAAGCUUAACAAGCAACUUCGCUAAAAUUGCAGAAGCCACUGCAAAGGACGCUGUCUGACAGUCUGUCGUCGACCACAUAUCUAUGGCUGGAAACCAAGCAAACGAAACGUUCCUAUUGAAAUCUUACCGUAUUGGAACAUUAAGGAUGAACUUUCCUUUAACGAUGGAAUCAUUUACAGGAGUGAUCGAAUCGUAGUUCCGGCAACAAUCCGAAAGACUCUGAUUAUUAAAUAACACCAAGUACAUAUAGGCACCGGGUCAACCCUUAGGCGUGCUAGAACUUCAUUAUGGUGGCCCGGAAUGAACAAUCAAUUGAAACAGUUCAUCGCUACAUGUGAAGUCUGCAAUGCUUUCCAGACUAAGAACCAAAAAGAAACACUAAUCAGUCAUGAAAUUCCUAACAGACCCUGGUCAAAAGUUGGAUCUGAUAUUUUUAAAUGGAACAAAGAACACUAUAUAUCUUGUUCUAGUUGACUAUUACAGUGACUGGAUUGAAUUUGACCAGAAACUCAUAAGGGGUUGAAACGUGUAACUCGCGCUCAAUGCUCGUGAAUAUUCAAUUUUACCAUAUUUGGAAACCUUAGUGACAGAUAUCCAUUUUCAACACAAUGGCUGUGUGCCGGGCGAUCACCAUGCAGAUGUUUGAAGACAAGAGUUCUGCAUUUCAGGCUUAAAAAUACACCGUUAAAAGACAAAAAAAUGGAAAGAGAAAGUUAAAAAGAAUGCUCAGCUUUCUUUUUGUGGAAGAAGGGAAGCUUUGCAUCAAGAAAUCCUCCUUCGAGGAAUUCAACCUUGUUUUCUUCACGACGGAUCUCUCAACCGAGGCACUGAAGUUUUUGCUGAAUUUUCAGGUACAUUUUGCACUCUAUAGCCAAGACAAUUACGUUUUUGAAAGGGAAUUUAUGUAUUUUCAAAUGUCUCAUAGAUGUUUUAUAUUUUUUUCUCUUCGGCGCUAAAGAAAAAUUACAAAAUGUGCCCCGAUUUGAGAUGGAUUUUGUGUUAAAUUUUGCCAUGUGCUCAGCCGAUUUCACUUGCGUGAACGGAUCCGAGAUAGUGUUUUCCGAAUUGCUUUAAAGGAUUAACUUUUUGGAUUUUGAGUAAAAAUUUUCAAGAAACGGCUUCUCUGUCUAUUGUUUUAAGUUUGUUCAUUCAUAAACUUAGCUCAAAACACGAUCUUGACUACAACAUCCAAGCUGAAUUUAAGCUCAAAUGCUUCUCACAUUCAUCACACGCAUCACUUUUUGCGAAGAUGUCAGGUUCAGGUUUUGGACACUUUUCGAUACGCGGCUAAUAAAUUUUAUUCCAAAAUAUUUUUUACUGUUUAUUAUAGACUUUUAAUUUAAGAAUAUUAAAAGCCUAUUUGCAUUAUAAGGUUACUGCGCAGAGGGUCAACGAGGCAUCGUUUUUUGAAGUGACUGAACUUCGAGAAGUUGCGAGGACGUCAAAGGGUUUCAUAGGGUUACGUUUGGCCCGGGUGGUAAGGCAAUAUCCUGCUCAGUGUUUCGGUAAGAUUCCUGGUUUCAACCUUUGAAAGCUUUCUCGCCAUUCGGGAGUUUUUCCCCCGUUUGUCGGCCAUUUUUUUAAGCGGGCGCGGGAACCUGAAGUAAAACUACGUUACGUUGUUUACGAAGUUUGAUUGGUCAGUUAUCUCUUCUUCUCGUUCCAAAUAUGGUACUUUCGAAAAUGAAUAAUCACGAGCAUCGGACAAAGCAAACAUAUGAGAGUUACACGUUUCAACCCCUUAUGAGCUUCUGAUUUGACUUGAUGAAACACCAAACUGCAUGUGAAACCAUUAAUCUAAUGCAAAAACAAUUUGCGAGAUGGGGAAUUCCUGAUGAGAUCGUCACAGACUGUGGUAAGAAGUACGACUCAGUCGAGCUCUCGCAAUUCUGCCAACGAAAGAAGAUUAAACAUACCAAAUCUUCACCAUAUCACCACUAAAGUAAUGGAAAAGCUGAAUCUGCUGUGAAAAACUUUGCUGGGGAAAGCUGAGAAAACAAAAUUGAGUCCGGAGUCCGUACGAAGCAUUACUUGACCAGCACAACACGCCUACUGCUGGCAUGACAACACCUCCCGCACAAAGAUUCCUAAACCGUCGAACAACAACUGAAGUACCUAUGAAAGCGACAUUACUGACACCUGAUAUUGCAGAAACAGUGUUAGCAGAGAAAACUAAGAAACACCAGAAAUUUCAAGCCUAUUAUGACCGCACUGCUAAAGACCUAAAUGAAUUAAAGCCUGGAGAUACGGUUAGAGUCAAGCUUGAAGGUCUGUUGAAAGGACAAGAGUGGAAGAAAGGAACUGUCUCACAGAACUGUGGAUACCAUUCAUACGAUGUUAAUGUGGAUGGUAAACUGCUCAGAAGAAACCGUGUACAUCUUAACGAAGAUCAGCAAGUCAAAGUUACGGAACCCUCCUCGAAAUCUGGAGAACAGAAAACUACAGCCGAAGACCUACCUGUCGCUGUUGUUGAAAAGAGUGGAAAAAAAAUCAAGCCAGUAAAAGACACUGCAAAGGCUGCAGAACCUGCUAAAUGCACUAAGAUGGACCUUAUUACUGUUAAACGUACUCGUUCGGGACGCUUAGUGAAAAUGCCGCAAAGAUACUCUAGUUAAACGUAAAAUUGUAAAUUUUACUGGGGGGAAGGUGUUAGAGGGUGGUAACCCUAUUGCUAGGCAUCAUGGGGAGGGGCUUGAGAGAGCCACGUUCUGUCAUGGCGUUGAGUUGAGUUACUGUCUUGUUACUGUUAGAGCUCUCACCGAAACAAAUUAAAACUAAAGUGCUGUUUUUGUACAUGUUCCAUUGAUUGCCAUUCACUUUCGUAUUCAAUUAUAUGCCAUUGAAGAGUUUUGCAUUGUGUAGAAUUUAAGAAUUUCAGCAGUUUUGCGGUAUGCUGCUCUUUUUCCUUAACUCGUGCCCGGAAUACAGCUGAAUACCGCAUUUUUUCGGUUGUUUGUUUACGGCUUUAUUACUCUCGCCAGUUUGCCAGUCCAGUUUUUCUAUUUUUUUUUUUUAAAUGCAAAGUUGUAAGUUUCUGUAUUACAGUUAGUAGCGUAAAAGGUUAUUGAUUGCUUUCCUAUGUCUAUCCUCAAAGAAAAUAUUAUACCCCUUGCAGUAAAGUUUUCUUUCAGAUAUUUUGAGGUAAAAAGGUAAAGGCUAAAAAUAACUGUUUGUCCGGACCCGUUGAAAAAAAACAAGAAAAGAAAAGAAAAUAUAAUGGGCUUACGAGAAGACAAAAGUUCGCUAGAAUUUCCUUUUAGGUCUUCCCUUUAAGACAGAAAUAGUGACCCUAGAAUCGUGACCUGUAAAUUGCUGCCAUUAAAGAGACCUACAAUUUCACAAGUAUUUCAAUUAAGGUCUGUUUGCGAUAUAUUUUUUCCUAAUCAUUUAGCCCCUCCUUCAAAAGGUAAACUCAUGCCGAAGGCUCCUGCAGUUCUGUUAAUAGGGAUGUGAAGAUUUAUUUUCUUGACUUAGAGUUCAUGUUACUACUUUUCAAUUUGAUUGCUUUUAUCAUAAGUAUAGAAACGGAGGCUUCGCUUUUAGCCCUGGCUAAAUCUAUAUAUUUUAAUUGUACAACUGAAUGUAUCUUUAACUUACGGCUAAAGCAGUAACACUGAAAUUGGUUUGAUUAUCAGAGCCUGAAGGUGCACCACAAAAUGUGACAGGACAAAACACCAGUUCAACCAGCAUUUCAGUAUCAUGGGAAGCAGUGCAAGCUGAGUUACAGAACGGUAUCAUUACUUUUUACAAUAUAACGUACGAGUCACAGACAGAGAUUGACGAUGGAGUUGUACUAGCUGGUCCUAAUGAUCGUCAGGCCAACCUAACAGGACUGAAGGAGUUUGUUAAAUACAAUAUUUCAGUGGUUGCAUUUGCAGUGAAAGGACAUGGACCGCCUUCUGUUAUUUUUGUUACAACAGACCAAGAUAGUAAGUCUUACAAGACCGUUUUUUUCUUUACUGCUUUAUUAAUCUAUUUUCCUUUUUCUUUUGGUUGUUUGUUCUCUUUUUUUACGGGCGAAGAUGCCCCGGCACCUAAACUUAAAGAACGUUGACAAUAAGCGCUGAACAAAUUCUGGCACUUGGUAGGCAAAAGAAUUUUUACCAAAUGGCGAACGUAAACGUUACUAAAACUUCCAUAUGCGUUUAAAUAACAGCUGUUGUUUCCAAAUACUUUGAUGGAUUUUGUUAUCUGUCAAAGCUUUUCACAAUCACCACUUUUAAUUUUGUUUGUUUAUUUGUUUUGUACCUUUUGCCAAUGUUUGUUGAUCUUUGUCUGUAGUAAGUAAGUAAGUAGGUAAGUAUUAUACUAAGUAAGUAACUUUAUUUAAUCAGAGUAGCCCCUUCAGCAACGAGGCUAGAGACCUGAGAGAUUUAACCAGUUUAGCACACAGAAGGUGUCAUCUGAGGUGUUCUUCCGUAAUAUAAUUCGAGCUGCGCGGUUUUGUAGGCGUUGUAACUCUUUGCAACACCCCUCUGAGAUUUUCCCCCACGCAACAUCAGCGUAGUCAAAUAAUGGCUGCACGAGUGAAGUGGAUACCUGUUUAGAGGCUUCCAGCGUGAGGCAUGAUCGUAUACGAGACAAAAUCCCUAGCCUCCUACUGACUUUGCUGCUUACAUACUCGACGUGGUCUUUCCAAUAAAGGUUCUCAUCUAAAACACCUAAAUAGCUAAAUUUAUCUACUCUUUCUAAAGUUUUUCCGUAUAACUGUAUACAAAAAUUUGAUGAUUUGCCAAGAUUCUGCCAACUUCCAAAGAGCAUUGAUUUUGUUUUACCCUGAUUAAGGAUAAGCCUGCUACUUUCCAUCCAUUGUACAGGUCAUCCUUUACUACACCAGCUAUCUCCGAGGUGCAAAGAUUCGUAAAACACACUGCAGUAUCAUUGGCAGACAUAUUAAUAGAAUAGUUUUCUAGACACUGCAGCAGGUCAUCAAUGUAUAAAACAAAAAGCAGAGGCCCCAAAAUUGAACCUUGAAUGACACCAAAACGGAUGGCUUGUGUUGAGGACAUGUCAUUUCCAAAUUGCACUCCUUGAGUUCGUGUUGUAAGAUAGUUCUGGAACUAGUCCAGACUACUUCCUCUGACGUCAUAGUGUUCUAGCUUAAAAAGUAGACAUUCAUGGUCGACGAAGUUGAAAGCUUUUUUCAAGUCAAUAAACACAGCUCCUGUAAUCAUUUGCCUAUCCAUAUUUUCCACAAUAUAAUCAGUGAGGUAAACUACCGCAGUUUCCGUAGAGUGCUUCUUUCGAAAACCCGAUUGGUAGUCUGACAAUAAGUCAUGUUCUGUUCAAAAAGCCAAGAAUUGUACUUGAAUAGCGCGCUCCAUGAUCUUUGACACCAGGGGGAGAACUGAGAUUGGUCGGUAAUCAUUCACAUCGUUCCUUGCUCCUGAUUUAAUAAUAGGUGUUACUCUUGCAUCUUUCCACUCAGAUAGAAUAAGUCCUGUUAAAACACCAAGGUUAACCAGAUACGUGAUCGGCUUAGCUAUAUUAAACUGGAGCUGCAUCCUUCAAAAGUCUCGGAGUGAUAGCAUAAGGACCCGAGGCUUUAGUCACCUUGAGUCUAUACAGCUCCUUCAAAACAAAGUUAGUUGGCACCUUUUGAAUAACAAAGUUUUGCACAACUCUAGGAGUUAAAAUAUUAGGCAGCCUGGUCUUACUUUUUUCAUGACCACAUAGUUUCUCGAUCAGCAGCAGACGUGAAAAACUCAUUAAAGCUAGUAGCCGUUAAAUUUUCAGAGGCUGGGGCAUUCCCAGUUUUGCGUUGCUUCUUGUUUGGUAAGAGCUCGUUCAGAGUUUUCCACAAUUUACGCGAGGCCUGUUUUUCACAUAGCUGAUUUGAAUAAUAAAACUGGCUUUUCCCUUACGAAGUUUCAUCGACAGAGCGUUACGCAGCCUUUUUUAACUGCUCCAGUGAAGCUCUUUGUUAGUUUAAAGGCUUUUUGUGAUGACAAUCGCGCACACGACGAUUGACUACUGGAGCAUUACAAUCAGCUGCAGUAAGUACUAAGCUUAAAGGAACAGCAUCCCGUUACUGCGCAUGCACCAACUUUGAUUUUUGGACAGGAUGUCCCGAAAUCAAAAUACGCGAGGAAAGUAAAAGAACCUAGAAAAAUCCGUUUGCAUCGCGCUUGGCCGAGUUCGAUACUACACUAAAACUUCUCAGGAUUACAGAUCAAUGAUAUAUUGUUCCCGUUGAAUUGAGUUUCGAUUUGGCCGAAAUCAAGAUUUUUUUGGCGUUACUUUUAUUGCCGUUGGAGAUGGGAAGCGCUUUUAGGCCGAUUGAAGGCUUAUGUCUUCUGCCAGCUUCCAUACAAGCUCAGAUAAUUGUGAAAGGAAUACGCACAAAUGAAACAGCAACAAUAGAGACUGUAAGAAAGAAACCAUUGAGACGUGGAUGUGUCUGAGGAGAUCUUAUGGAAUAAAGCUUCGUGAAGCAGACUGUUUUGUAACGACGCGUUAGUAAACUUUUAAUUGAACCUCCCUACGGCCGACAAAAUCAACAAACAGGGGCCACAUGUUUAGAAAAACUAGUGCAAUGAAAUCAUAAUACACAGUUUUGACUAACCUUUGCGAUAAUUCAUCGCGUUGAGAUUGCGUUUUUACUUAUAUCUUUCAAACGUUUGAGGCUAGAAAGCGAGCAAAUCAGGCAAAUAUCAGUGGACUUGGAACAAUUGACCUCUGACACGAGUUUCACAUUAGAAAAGCUUUUAAAGCGAGCGGAACGAGAUUUUCGGGUCGCGAGGCGAGCCUGCUAGCGACAAAAUCGCGAUGAGUCUUCGUGCCGCGAGCCAAAUUUUAAAUAAGACGAAAAACGUCUUCGAACAAGAGAUUGCAAACAACAAAUCUCCGUCGGCGGUGAGGUCCGGAAGGAAAUCUUGUCGCGUCAAUAUGACAGUUCUAUUGUCUUUUGAAGAAAAAAAAAGAUGACGCUCGCGCGUGCGCACAAUCUUGACACUGUUCCUUUAACUCUUCAUCAUUGAGAGAAAAAAUACCAGGUUUGAACUUCUUUAUCAGAGCCAAAUGGUGCACCUCAAAAUGUGACAGCACAAAACACCAGUUCCACCAUCAUUUCAGUAUCUUGGGAAGCAGUACAAUCAGAGUUACAGAAUGGUGUUGUCACGGGUUACAAUAUAACGUACCAGUCACAGACAGAGAAUGACAAUGGAUUUCUAGAAGCUGGUCGCAAUGAUCGUCAGGCCAACCUAACAGGACUCAAGGAGUUUGUUAAAUACAAUAUUUCAUUGGUUGCUUUCACAGUGAAAGGAGAUGGACCGCCUUCUAUUAUUAUUGUUAGGACAGAUGAAGAUAGUAAGUGA
Messenger RNA from Porites evermanni, 35749 nucleotides. The record is from the annotation of a GenBank genome assembly. Lineage: Eukaryota; Metazoa; Cnidaria; Anthozoa; Scleractinia; Poritidae.